GUUUAUAUGACGCAUGGUACGUCCUCCGUCAUCACGUUGACCCGGAAGCGGAAUUACAACACGUGUGUUUUCUGAAGAGAAUCACCACGCAUGUUCAGAGAACCGAACUCAGGAUAUAUACUGAACCUCCCCUCUGUCCGUCAUCAUGGCUGUGAGAGCGUCUUUUGAGAAGAACAACGAGAUCGGCUGCUUCGCUAAACUCACCAACACGUACUGUCUGGUGGCCGUCGGCGGCUCGGAGAACUUCUACAGUGUGUUCGAGGGGGAAUUGUCAGAAACCAUCCCGGUGUUUCACGCCUCCAUCGCAGGCUGUCGCAUCAUCGGGAGGAUGUGUGUGGGGAACCGUCACGGCCUCAUUGUGCCCAGCAGCACGACGGACCAGGAGCUGCAGCACAUCAGGAACAGUCUGCCGGACGCCGUGCGCGUGCAGCGGGUCGAGGAGAGGCUGUCGGCGCUGGGGAACGUCAUCGCCUGCAACGACUACGUGGCUCUGGUCCAUCCUGACCUCGACCGGGAGACGGAGGAGAUCCUGGCGGACACCCUGAAGGUGGAGGUCUUCCGUCAGACGGUGGCUGAGCAGGUUCUGGUCGGGUCUUACUGUGCCUUCAGUAAUCAGGGAGGCCUGGUCCACCCCAAGACAUCCAUCGAGGACCAGGACGAGCUCUCCUCCCUGCUGCAGGUCCCUCUGGUGGCGGGCACGGUGAACCGAGGCAGCGAGGUGAUCGCCGGGGGGAUGGUGGUGAACGACUGGUGUGCGUUCUGCGGCCUGGACACCACGAGCACCGAGCUGUCCGUCAUCGAGAGCGUCUUCAGGCUCAGCGACGCAGCGCAGCCGUCCGCCAUCGCCACCACCAUGAGGGACUCGCUCAUCGACAGCAUGGCGUAAGGAUCGCAAGAGAACCAACCAGCUGCUGGACCUCGUCUCCCGACUCCUCACCCGCAGACAUAUUACAGUUAUCCUGUUAUCCUUCUUAAUCUCUUACCUCUGUCAUCAAACCCUUUCUGCAAAACACCCAGCACUUCCUCUCUAAAUCUCUCCGAAGGACUUUGAUUAAUGAAUACUAUUAUCCAAAACAGUGGAAAUGCAUUUAGUAGUUUGCUACAGAAGCUGUGCUUAAAAAACGUAUUAAAAGUCAAUUAUUUCUGUGCCUGUUUCAUAAAGAAAGUGUAAAAGGAAGCUUGUGUCGAUACGACUGUAUUAUGUUUAAGAGAUGAUAUGAUAAUGUAGUCAAACUGACGAUGUUAGCAUGCAGUACGACACACACACACACACACACACGUUUUCUGUAUGAAAUGAGACUGAUUUCUCACUCGAACCGAAGGCCUGAACACCGUUUAUUUUUAACGAACAGUACGUCUCGUCUGUCUUGUGAAAAUAAAAAUAAAAUCAUCCUCUUUUUAUCCA
Molecule: messenger RNA, 1405 nt
Organism: Gymnodraco acuticeps
Lineage: Eukaryota; Metazoa; Chordata; Actinopteri; Perciformes; Bathydraconidae
Gene: eif6
Product: eukaryotic translation initiation factor 6
Exons: 7
Coding region: 146-886 (246 amino acids)
Biological process (GO): ribosomal subunit export from nucleus; cytosolic ribosome assembly; maturation of 5.8S rRNA
Cellular component (GO): nucleolus; preribosome, large subunit precursor; cytosol
Molecular function (GO): ribosomal large subunit binding
Source: RefSeq, a predicted model, not a curated record